This is a messenger RNA of Mangifera indica (mango), 1698 nucleotides long. RefSeq names its product guanylate kinase 2-like. Bases 250 to 1461 code for a protein of 403 amino acids. Gene Ontology annotation, biological process: purine nucleotide metabolic process. Gene Ontology annotation, molecular function: GMP kinase activity. Gene Ontology annotation, cellular component: cytosol. The transcript is spliced from 11 exons. Lineage: Eukaryota; Viridiplantae; Streptophyta; Magnoliopsida; Sapindales; Anacardiaceae. The record is from RefSeq and is a predicted model, not a curated record.
CAGAAGCCACCGCUCUUCUCUCUCUCACAGAAACUCUUGUAUAAAUAUGAUUCUCUCUUGUUCUCAUUUUUUCUCAUCAACAGCUCCCUCUAAUUCCAACUUUUUUCUCAUUUAACAAUCUCCAACUACAAAACCUCCCUCUUCAAAUUCCCGUUUUACCUCCGCAACGUUCAAAGUUUUGUUUUUUCCGUUAUAUUAUUACCUCCUCAUAACCCAGGCUGAAUCUUGUAUUGGAGGCAUAGAUUCUCCAUGGGUGAAGCUCCGGCUUUAAAUGUGGAUGAUGUGCAGAAUGGGAAUAGAUUUCCAAUUUCAAAUGGCUCUAGUUUAAAAUCUAAAGCCAGUGAAACAAACACCGUCAUUGGUGAUAAAACAUAUCUUAUUGCUGGGAGUGAUGAAUCUAUUGGAGUUAAGAUUUAUGACAAGUCGACAGGAAAACGGAUGAUUCCUACUGUGCGGGGUGAAGAACCCAAGCCAUGUGAAGGCCAUUCAGCUGUUGCUAUAAAUGAAGAUCGAAUAUUGGUUAUUAAGAAGGGUGCCACUUCAGAUGACUGCAUUUGGUUUCUUGAGGUGGAUACCCAAUAUGUUAGGGAGCAGAAGAAAAAAGUUGGAACUGAGAUUGUUGCCUGGAGUAGAGGGUUUAUAGGCAAUGCUCAGAAGCCAGUUGUUAUUAGUGGUCCUUCUGGGGUUGGUAAGGGUACAUUGAUAUCAUUGCUUAUGAAGGAAUUUCCAUCCUUGUUUGGAUUUUCUGUGAGCCACACAACUCGUGCACCCCGGGAAAUGGAGAAGAAUGGGGAGCAUUACCACUUCACUGAGCGAAGUGUUAUGGAGAAAGAGAUAAAAGAUGGGAAGUUCCUCGAGUAUGCCUCUGUUCAUGGGAAUCUUUAUGGAACCAGUAUUGAAGCUGUUGAGGUGGUUUCAGAUGCUGGAAAGAGAUGCAUUCUUGACAUUGAUGUCCAAGGCGCAAAAUCUGUGAGGGCUAGUUCUCUUGAAGCUAUUUUUAUCUUUAUCCGUCCACCCUCAAUGAAGCAGCUAGAGGAGCGUCUCCGUGCAAGGGGGACUGAGACAGAAGACCAAAUCCAAAAACGACUUCAAAAUGCUGAGGCGGAGAUUAAGCAAGGGACAUCCUCUGGAAUCUUUGAUCAUAUUUUGUAUAAUGAUAAACUCGAUGAGUGUUACAAGAACCUUAAGGAACGAUUGGGUCUUGAUGGAAUUACAGCUUCAAAUAAUCAAACAGCACCCAGAGAGAUUGAUUUGCCAGUGGACCAUUCAGUAUCAAAAGUUGAUAACAAAAUCCUCAUAAAGUGUGGGACUCCAGGAUCCGGAAAAGCAUCAGAGAACUUGAUCAUACUGGAUGUAUCCUCACUUAAAGGAGGGGCACCGGGACGGACUAGAGGGCUUGAUGUUUACGCCAUUGAUUCAUUUUCAGAUGGCUUGAAUGGGAACGGUUGUCAAUGCCGGUGAUAUUGACAUGGUUUUACAUUGAAAAUUUUCUCUAAGCUCAUUUUAUACAACUUAGAAAGGAGAGUCUUGAUGAAGCUCUAGUUGUGAUUCCAUAAGACUAUGCCACAAGCUAUUAUCAUUUAUUUUUUACGUCUCAGCAUUCUUUGCUUGUUUUCAAUCAGAAACUGACUUCCAGUGUUUUAACAAUUACUAUUCCCUGCAUGGGUAAUGAGAGAUGAUUCUUGAUUUGUGCGGCAA